Messenger RNA from Condylura cristata (star-nosed mole), 4929 nucleotides. It is a transcript of the gene PLD5, whose product is annotated as phospholipase D family, member 5. Bases 5 to 1615 code for a protein of 536 amino acids. The record is from RefSeq and is a predicted model, not a curated record. The transcript has 10 exons. NCBI's taxonomy places the organism in Eukaryota, Metazoa, Chordata, Mammalia, Eulipotyphla, Talpidae. Gene Ontology annotation, molecular function: catalytic activity.
CCAGAUGGAGACCCGGCAGCACGAGUGGCUGUCCGCGCCCCCGCACGAGGGCUUCGAGCAGAUGCGGCUCAAAGGCCGCCCGAAGGAGCCGGCGCCCGGCCUGACCCGAGCGGGCGCGAACUUCUACAGCAGCGUCAAGCAGCAGGACUACAGCGCCAGCGUCUGGCUCCGCAGGAGAGACAAGCUGGAGCACUCCCAGCAGAAGUGCAUCGUGGUCUUCGCGCUGGUGUGCUGCUUUGCCAUUCUUGUCGCACUGAUAUUUUCUGCCGUGGACAUCAUGGGAGAAGAUGAAGAUGGACUCUCAGAAAAAAAUUGUCAAAAUAAAUGUCGAAUUGCCCUGGUGGAGAAUAUCCCUGAGGGCCUUAACUAUUCAGAAAAUGCACCAUUUCACUUAUCACUUUUCCAAGGCUGGAUGAACUUACUCAACAUGGCCAAAAAGUCUGUGGACAUAGUGUCUUCUCACUGGGACCUCAACCACAGCCAUCCGUCAGCAUGCCAGGGUCAACGACUUUUUGAAAAGUUGCUUCAACUGACUUCACAAAACAUUGAAAUCAAGCUAGUGAGUGAUGUAACAGCUGAUUCAAAGGUAUUAGAAGCCUUGAAAUUAAAGGGAGCUGAGGUAACCUACAUGAACAUGACAGCCUACAACAAGGGUCGGCUGCAGUCUUCCUUCUGGAUUGUGGACAAGCAGCAUGUUUACAUCGGCAGUGCUGGUUUGGACUGGCGAUCCCUGGGACAGAUGAAAGAACUCGGUGUCAUCUUCUACAACUGCAGCUGCCUCGUCUUAGAUUUACAAAGGAUAUUUGCUCUGUAUAGUUCAUUAAAAUUCAAGAGCAGAGUGCCUCAGACCUGGUCCAAGAGACUCUAUGGAGUCUAUGAUAAUGAAAAGAAAUUGCAACUUCAGUUGAAUGAAACCAAAUCUCAAGCAUUUGUGUCGAACUCUCCUAAACUCUUCUGUCCUAAAAAUAGAAGCUUUGACAUAGACGCCAUCUACAGCGUGAUAGAUGAUGCCAAGCAGCAUGUGUACAUCGCCGUCAUGGACUACCUGCCUAUCUCUAGCACAAGCACCAAAAGGACCUAUUGGCCUGACUUGGAUGGGAAAAUAAGAGAAGCGUUAGUUUUGCGAAGUGUUAAAGUUCGACUCCUCAUAAGCUUCUGGAAGGAAACUGACCCCCUUACAUUUAACUUCAUUUCAUCUCUUAAAGCUAUUUGCACUGAAAUAGUCAACUGCAGUUUGAAAGUUAAAUUUUUUGAUCUGGAGAGAGAAAAUGCUUGUGCCACAAAAGAACAAAAGAACAACACCUUUCUGAAAUUAAAUCGUAACAAGUACAUGGUGACAGACAGCGCAGCUUAUAUUGGAAAUUUCGACUGGGUAGGGAAUGACUUUACCCAGAAUGCUGGCACAGGCCUGGUGAUCAACCAAGCAGAUGUGAGGAACAACCGGAGCAUCAUUAAACAGCUGAAAGACGUGUUUGAGAGGGACUGGUACUCACCUUAUGCCAGAACCUUACAGCCCACCAAACAGCCAAACUGCUCAAGCCUAGUCAAACUCAAAGCGCCGUCCAAUAAAACUGCCCCCUACAGCCUGAGUGGGAAGGACCCCAAAAGUGUCUAACUGGCUGAGAAACUGAGAGGAUCGGCUGUAUUUCAUAUUUAUAUCAAAGGACUUGAGGAGAGAAAAAUGAUUUAAUAUGUCUUUUUUUUAGGGGAAAAAAGCACACUUACAAGAAAUAUUCUCUGAAUGACAUGUAAUACCUACUACUAUCUUCAUGGUGUGUACACUAAAUUUGAGACUUUUGUAUAUGUUACUUCUGACAGAGAAUGUCAUUUUAGCUUGGAAGUUAGUUUUUAUGUUUACAUACAAAUUUUAAGAUUUUAUGCUUCUUCUUUCUCAUUUUAGAACUUUUUCUGCUGACCCACACGGUCAGUUAUUAGGCAGCUUAGCAUGAGGUAAGCUCUUUCACACCAUUCUGAGAACUGCUGACUUACAGGGGACUCUGAGGACGCUGCCCUAGAGAAGAGACUGAUCAAAUCAAGUAUUUACCCUUGUAAACCAAUUCCAAGACCUAUUUGGUCAGUUAAGCAUGAACAACUUAUCUCUCAUGCCAGUUGUCAAGACUCUUAAAGAAAUACCUUUUUUUUUUUUGUCUUCCUGCUUUAUUCUUCUAAUACUGUAACUUUUUUUAAAUCAAUUUCUCUUUUCACAAAAUGUCCUUACUAUGUAGAUAGAGUCCCUCAUUCCAAGUAAUAACGUCUCUUGAAAAUGUAAGAAUUCCUCAGAAUGGAUACAAAAUGGAAGUAGCCAUCUUCAAUUUUCACCUUUAAACUUCAUUUUGCUGAUCAAACUGAUAUUUUAAAACCACAACCAGCAAUAGAUAACCCUUCUCUCGAACUCAAAAAUAUUAUGUAGCCACAUGCUAAAAUUCAGUAUGCUGCUAGGUUUGCAUAAUGAAAACACAGUAGUUUUCACAUUCUUGUUUAGUUUAUGCUACUAUCAAGGACAGACAUGCAUCAGUGAAUUUUAAUUUCUUUAGACUCAUUAUGCUGCUCAGAGUUCGCCAGAAAAGUUUAUAAAGCUAUUUAAUAUACCUUCUGCUAUUUAAUAUACCAAAUGCUUUUCAGCGAAAUGCAAUUUAAAUACUGUGCUUAACAUAUUUUACUAAGAAAACAGAAUACUGAACUAUUAUUCUAUAAUGUCAUUGUGUGUUCUUUUAUAUCUAUACAAUAUUUAACCUUAUAUUAAUGGAGACCGCGCUACACAAGAGAGAGGCAUGCCCUCUUCGGAGCCCGGAGCUGGCACCAUCAGCAUGUCCCGUCUGAAGGCUGCUCCUGGCUCUCUCUGGGCCAGAGGGGUCCUACACCCCUUGGCCUGGGGUUUCUAUUGGUAAUGUAGGGACAGAAAUACCUACCUCGUGAAGAUGUCGUUAUGGUAGGAAACAUUUAUAACUUGUUUUGAAAUCAAAAGAACCUAUAUAAAUGCUAAGCAUUCUGAUGUACAUUCUUUUUCUUGAAAUAACCUGUGUGGUCUCCUGGCAUGAUCCACACCAGGUUCUCCUGGUGUGACUGGAGAAGGAGAAGCAGAUGCAGAACAUCCAUCUAUAAGUGUGGAGGAGAAGACAGCAACUUGAAGUCACUGCUGGAGAUCUGGAUUGUCAUUGUUUCAAUGGAACUUUGCUUUAUUGGGUCACUUUGGCAUAAAUUACAUAAAUUGCAUCAGAGCCGGAAGAGCAAUCAAUUCUAUAUAUAUUUUUAAACUUCUACAGACUUGAUAUCUAAUAUGCCAGAAAGAGGGAUGUAGAAUCCAAUGUAUCUUAGCCAGUGGGUUCACUUGGUGUCGAAUGUCUAUCGCUGAUCAUCUAGCGAUCACAAAACAUCCUUUCUUAUUGUUGUCAAGUAUUGUAUUACUGGAUAUUUCACCAGGCAGUGAAGAGAGCCAUAUCUGAAGGAUAUGUUUGGGGUUGUUUUUUUUUUAUGAAUUAUUGGGGAAAUCUUAAUGAAAUUCUACAUCAAUCAAGGCCAGCCCAUAAAACUUUAAAUAUUCCCCAUGUGCCUAAUGCUUGUUUGAGCAGAGAGUUCUCCCGCCAGUCAUCUCAGUAGAGUCAAUUUAAUUUUGUUGAUGAAUUUUUAAACUUACUUUUGAUUUGUUUUCUUACAUCAUUGUUCUUCCUUCAGGUGUUGUCCAGUAGAGGGUUUUUUAAAAGACAGAAAGCAAAAAUCAGGUGUAGAAACACACAUACCAAGCUUACUAUGGAGCAAAGAAAAAGUACUAGAAAUGACAUCCAAAGUGAGACGAGAGGGCUGCUCCCCGAUAGUUCUCAAUGUCUCCUGGAUGUCUGUCACGGCCACGGCACAAGCAGGCUUGAUGUAGUGAGCCCCUUCGCUGUCACCAGGCUUCACAUGUUAGGAGGCGAGAACUUGUUCUGUAUGAGAUGACCACCAUUGUCGUUUCCGUCCAGGUCUCUCAGAAGGGUAGCACCAGGAAAUGCGUCUGGAUUCUUGCACCCCGCAAAGCCCUAGAUCCCCAGAAGGCCAUCUGUCCAGGGUCUGCAGGCGGCCGCCACUUCACUGACCCCAGGGAGCAGUGUUGGCUUUCUGCGCAGUCAGGAGAUAGUCCCGGGCAGAAAAGGUCAUCCAUGGGCCCUGGCUCCUGAGAGAAUUCUAAAUUUUACAAAACUGUCCUUUUCAUUUGGGUGCGUUGUGAACCCCGGGGAGGAGCAGUUUUCUACUUUUUGACAUUGCUAAAGAAAAACAGACUCCUGACUUUCAGCUUCCCCCGUAAGCAUCCCAGGAGUUAAUUUUUUGAGGGGGAAAAAAAAAAGCAAAAUGAAAACACUGGUUUCAGCUUAUCUGAUGUAUGUUCACACCAGAAAUUAUGACAAGUGUGAAUCCUGACCUCCGUUUUCUCCCCUUGAACAUUCCAGGAGUUAUUUCCAAAGAGGAGGGGAGCAAGGAGGUCAGACACCAACACAGUUUGAAGUGACAUUUUCUAUUUCUGUGUGGCGAACAUUAAUCGAGUGCCUUAAUCAUUCUCAAGCAUUGAGUUGAAACAGUGAUGGACCGUGUGAGGACAGGCCUGACUGACUGGCGCCCCCGGGACCUCCUGGAGGCCCCACAGUUGAGACGUGCACAGUCACUGACUUCAGCAGUUUCUAGCAGCCAAAUCACACAAGUUUGGCCACUUCUGAAGCAACUCAUUGAUUCCCUCUGUCAAGUAGCAACAGUGCUGGCUUUCGGGUCCCCACACUGGCCAUUCUUCUGUCAGAUAAUUGAUUCAGAUCAUUGAGUUUACAAACCACUGGCGAGGCAGUGACCACCUUGGCGUUGGGCUCUGUAAAUGCCAAGCUCGAGUACCCAACAGUAAGAGUGAAGCACACUCCCCUGUCCCCGCUGUUUGUAAAAGACCUUCCAAUGUCCUGCGAAAAACAGAAU